AUGUCACUGCCAACGAUAGCCUCACUAAGCUCCGAAAUCCUUCUUGAAAUGCUCAACUCAAUCACACACGAAGUGGUAGCCGAAGAAUUACUUAAAGAGGAGCAUCUACGAUCUCAAUACGGACGACCUUUGGCUGUGACACAGUUGCCACGGCCAACCACAAAACAGAAGGAUAAACAGAUUAAAGAAAGAUUUAUAUUUAAUAAAGGAAACUCUAAGGACAUAUUUGGCAAUGACAAAGUCAGCGAUAACAGCGUAUAUUUUGUUUGUACAAAUUGCAAUAGAAACAUUGCGGGAAGCCGGUUCGCCAAUCAUAUUAAUCGUUGCUUAGGGGGAAGAAACACAAAGAAGGAGAGGAUAAGUGACUAA
Molecule: messenger RNA, 369 nt
Organism: Saccharomycopsis crataegensis
Lineage: Eukaryota; Fungi; Ascomycota; Saccharomycetes; Ascoideales; Saccharomycopsidaceae
Gene: SGF11
Product: SAGA histone acetyltransferase complex subunit SGF11
Exons: 2
Coding region: 1-369 (122 amino acids)
Source: RefSeq, a predicted model, not a curated record